AUGAUUGUUUUAAUAAUGGUAAUUUUACUUUUAUUGCCCUUCCGAAACCAAGCUUAAAGAUUAAAACUUUAAGGACCAAAGCCUAUAUAUAUGAAUUGCAUAUAGAUAGACGAAAGAGAGAAUGGCUUUGUUGGAAGCUAGUACUUUUACGAGUACCUUUCAUAAUCUGGAAAUCUGCUAAAUCUUGAUAAGAUUACAUUCACCUUAUGGAUAAAUAUAUAUAAACAAUCGAAAUUGAGUGGAAAAUAAAUUUUGUUUGCUUUUGUCGAUGGCAACACAAAUAAUCCUUACAUUAAUUUAAUGUUAUAUUAUUAAACAUCUGCAGGAAAUUAUAAUAUGACCUUAUUGAAUUAGAGAUAGUCUCCAGAGAUCGUUAAUAUAACAUAGUAAAAUGAUCUUUAUAUUGGCAGUUGGUGUCAUAUAGUAUUAUCUAUAGAUUAGAGCACUAACAAUACAUUUAUUAAUUUCAAAUUCUUUUCUACAAUUGAUUGGAAGAUGAAUUCGAUUUAAGAGACUUUAGUUAAUUAAAAAUUAAAAUAUAAUUUUGGGGUGCAUUCUAGAAUAACAAAUGAGUAAUUAUUUAACACUUCUACUGAUUACAAAGCAUGUGUAAACAUUGCCAAUUUUUAUUAUAUCAAUGGAUGGACAACAAUGGAUUCAGAAAUUUAUUUGGAUUAUGAUUUAGAAUUGAAAUACUUUCUAAAACCUUAUCAGCUAAAAGGUCUUAAUGUUACAGAUUAAUUUACGAAUGUAGCUUUGAGAUAAUAGUCCAACCCAAUAUUUUAUAGUGAUUCUGUUGGAUUGCUGUUAUUUAAGAAUACACGGAUAGUUCCUUAACAAUUAUGUUUUGGAUUAAACCAUAAAAUAUAGUAUCUCUUUUUUAGUUUAUUUCUUUGA
Molecule: messenger RNA, 897 nt
Organism: Paramecium tetraurelia
Lineage: Eukaryota; Ciliophora; Oligohymenophorea; Peniculida; Parameciidae
Exons: 6
Source: RefSeq, a predicted model, not a curated record